AUGAAUGCAUUCAACUGUAUACUUAUGUAUAUGCAAUACUUACACAUGAAUUAUGUGCUGAGCAAAUGCGAAUUUAAAAUAAAAAUUGCGCAGCAGCCAGCCAACAUCCAAGCUACGGCGAUCACGUGCCUGCAGUUCAAGAUCUGCGCUGUACUCCUGCGCAUUGGCAUAACUGCUGCAAGUGGCGAGAAGCGCGACGCCGAGAAGGAUUUGUGUUCUACACAUCGCGUUCAAAUGGAAACACUUCAACCGAAGCGUGAUCGCCGUAGCUUGGAUGUUGGCUGGCUGCUGCGCAAUCUGUUGCUCAACAGCGCCACAGCGAGCGAAGUGAAGGCGAACGUUACGCGCAAUAAUGUCGCGGCGCAACGCGCACCACCGCCGCCGCCACCUACAACUAGGCGCCCAAGGCCUACAACUACAACUCCGCCUCCAAGACCGCCGCCACCACCACCACCGCCACUCAAUCCGUUUUUCAACAAGUUUGCCUUAUUUGCCAGUUCAGCCAAUUUAUUUACGCCACCGCCACCACGCUCUACAACUACAACAACCACUACUACAACAGAGGCUCCUACGACAGCGCCGCCACCACCUCCACCGCGACGUCCGCGUCCGCGGCCGAAACUACGCCCAACGCAUGGCUACGAUUUCGAAUACUAUUAUCCGUCUGGGUUUGAUGGCUUUGCAGAGCGUGGUGGUCCGCGCGCUGAACCUUCUGAAUACGAUUUCGAAGAUGCGCCUGCUCCUCAGCCACAACCGCCGCCUCCUCAGCCAUCCGCACCGCGCAAGACGGGUCGAAAUCGUCAAAGGCCAGCACCUCCAGCGCCAGCGCCAACACAGCCUCCUACGCUGCCACCAGUUAGGCGUCGUCCAACAGCACCUCCAGCGGCUCCAGCACCGCCACCACAACAACCACAGCGCGCCCGAGUACUGUAUCAGUACGCACAGCGAGACGAUACCUCCUUCAAUGAUAACAACAAUGAUGCAGCCGAACCACCCGAACCCGCACCAGAAGAAGCAGACUUUCAGCAACAGGACGAUAACAACAAUGGGGGGCAAGAUGGCGCUGAUACCGCGAACGGAGCUGAGGAAGGCGACGAUGCAAUUGAUGGGGAUGAUACUGCCGACGGCGGAAAUAAUGAAAUUCCCAGUUUCGAU
This is a messenger RNA of Rhagoletis pomonella (apple maggot), 1155 nucleotides long. Its product is annotated as formin-like protein 5. NCBI's taxonomy places the organism in Eukaryota, Metazoa, Arthropoda, Insecta, Diptera, Tephritidae. The record is from RefSeq and is a predicted model, not a curated record.